CCCCGAGCACUCGCCCGUGCCGGCGUGCAGCCCAGCAGCACGCGCGGAAGCUGUGCCGACCCUAGUGUGUAACCGGCCAGCUUCUUGGUCGGCGGACGACAACUGCUGCAGAAAUUGCCAAAGCAACGUUUUUAAACAACAGCAAGCGUUACGAAGGUCUGACAGCGUGGACCCAGGUAGGCCUUCUCGCUCGACUCUCGGUUGACUAGCGCCCUUACCAGUCACGAUAUAUAUCAACAUUUAUUAUACGAGCCUGUCCUAAAAAAUUGCACGUUUCAAAACUGGGCCAGAGGUAGAGCCAUCGGCCAACUGUCGCUGCUUGGGCUGCCAAAACCCGCGACGCCCUUUCAAUCACGGCAAGGCGCUCUAUACAUACAUACUUAAAUGAUAUAACCCCAAUAAGCAAUGACAUGGCGCCACCAAGCGUCUGCGCUGUUCGCGAGCUCAGCAAAGUUGCUGAGGAGCACGCUCCCAAGCUCCUGCGACUUCUCGCGGCCGUUGACUGUUUUCCACGAGGCGGGCUGUACAAUGGCUACUAUGCGCUAUGUGCCACGCUGAGGUACGAGAGAAUCUGGCUGCCUCUGCUUCGCGAUGAAGGAGGAGCCUUCACCCCGCCACUGGACGUGGCAUGGGCAUGGUUUGUGCACCGGCAAGACCCGCGCCUGUACGAGGAAACCAUGGACCGAGCCAGUAACGCCACAGCGGCACACCCGCUCAUGACACAGGCCUUCGCAUUCGGUCCCACACGGCCGGAGGACCGCAACGCAUGGGCGUCGGCCGCAGGCGACGCCGAGGCCCCGGUGUGGCCGCCGCCAGCGCCGAGCUCGUCGCACGACCCCACAAUCGCGCUGGGGGUGGAGCACCAGCACCGGCAACCCCACACGCAUACCCACUCGCACGCGCACAUGUUCGCGGUGCAGCUGGCCGCGCUGCUUCCCCGCCUGGCCUGGCAGCUGCGCUCGUGGCUGCGGCCCGCCUACCUGGACUGCGCAUUCCUGGCCAGGGCGGGAGGCAGGUACGCUCGCUUCCUGGCCCUGCACGCCGCCCACCCCGAGCAGCCGCUGCUGGUGCCCGCAGCCGACAUUGCCCUCAUGUGGCACACGCACCUUGGGCUCAGCGGGCAGUACACCGCCGCCUGCCGCGAGCUUUUCGGGCCCGUCCUGGCGCCGUACGGCCUGGAUCCGUUGUGGCGGCCCGACUACUUGGAUCUGACGGUUGAGCAGUUGGAGGUGGCGUACGGCAAAACCGCGGAGCUGUACGAGGCCAUGUUUGGCGAGCCGUACGACGACCCCGACACCGCCUGGCUGCCCCUCAACACCCUGCACCCCUUCGCCGACCCCACCACCUCCCCGCUCGCCUUCGGCCUGUGUGCGCUGGACCGACUGCCCGCGCCCGCGCCCUCCUGCGCCGACGCCGCGACGCAAAGCGCCGCCCUGGCCGCCGCCCGCCGCGCCGCAGAAGGCGUGUGCCCCGCCGCCGCGCGCGCCAUCUUCCCCACCGGCUCCACUGACAUAGCCGGGCUGGACGCCGCCGCACACGACGACACACAGCAACAGCAGCAAAGCCAGCAGGCAGCGGGCCUCGGUGUCGGGAACGCGGGCGCCGGCAGCGCUCCCAUCAACCGGCGCCUGCUGCCCUCUGAAGCCGUGGCCUUUGGCAUGCGGGGCUUGGGCGGCGUGGGGCCGGCGUGCGGCGAUGGCGCGGCGGGUGGCGGCGCCGCCGGAGGCGAGUGCCCGCGCGCGGGCGCGCACGGGCUGUUUGUGGCGUGGCUGGGCUCCAGCCGGGCCGAGGAGUUCUUCAGCCGGGAGACGUGCAGGGGCAUGUGCCUGGCGGGGUCGUGGAGCAUCCGAGUGUCCACCAUCGAGCGUAUGACUCGCGCUGUGGCGGGUCUGAUGCAUUUCCGCGAGACGCCCGCCUACCACACCCACCCCUUCCUGCUGGCCUUCACGCCGCGCGCCGGGAUGUGGACCCCGCGCCGCGUGUCAGCUGCCGGCGUAAUGCAGCGCCAGCUCCAGGCGCAGGCGCAGGCGCAGGCGCAGGCGCAGGCGCAGGCGCAGGCGCAGGCGCAGGCGCAGGCGCAGGCGCAGGCGCAGGCGCAGGCGCAGGCGCAGGCGCAGGCGCAGGCGCAGGCGCAGGCGCAGGCGCAGGCGCAGAUGGCAGACGCCGACGCCGGCGCCUACACCUACCCUACCGCCUCCCAUGAUCCCGACGCCGCCGCCGGGCCCAGCACCAGCAGUACAAGUACUGCGCCCGCCAACCAGCACCCGGCGCCUCACAGCAGUACUACUGCUGACGGGGACGCUGGCGGUGGCGACCCCACCUCCACCAUGUUCACCGGCCAGCCGCCCAGUCUGUUGGAGGCUGAAGCGUUCCUACACGACCCUCGCGGCAUCAUGGCAGGCAUCAGUGCCGUCGUCCAGCUCACGGCGGCGCCGCAGCGCAUGCCGCCGGCGGCGGGCGAGGCCGCCAGCGGAGGCGCCGCCGACGCCGGCGCCAGCGGCACCCUCAGCAGUGGCGGCAGCGGCAGCGGCAGCGGCAGCGUGUGGCACAAGCUGCUGCAACGCCUCCGGCGCGGCGGUGGCUCGGGCGGCGGCGGCAGUGGCCGCCGGUCCAGGCGCGCAGCGCCGCUGCCAAGUGGCGGCGGCGCAGGCACGGCGACGGAUGAGUGGGGGCCCAGCGCCAUCGGCGGCGGGGCAGGUCAGGGCGGCGGCGCCGCCGGUCCCGUAGCGGAGGGCGUGCGCGCGGCCGCCGCCGCCGCCCGCACCCAGCCGGCUCCGCUGUGGGCCCUCAUGCGGAGGCCCAUGUACGCCAACCGCGCCGUCACCUUCUUUGACUACCUGCGCCGCCGCGCCGCCACGUAUGCCGGCGGCACAGGUGACGGCGGCGCCGCCGCCAGCGAGGACGACGCCGGCAGCGACCUGGCGGCGGCGCAGCGGCGGCUGGCGGCGGCGCAGAACUACACGGGCGCCACUGACGGCCGGCGGGCCCGCGGCCGCGGACGGCACGGUGGGGCUGUGGCCGCGGCGCCGGCGGACGCGUAUAUGCGCGAGGUGAUGAAGCGCGCGGGCGGCGUGAAGGAGGCGGACCACGCCCUGGCGGCGCUGCGACGUGACUUUGCGGCGUACAGCUCCGGCCUGUGAUGUGGUGUGUUGUGAUGUGGUGUGGUGUGGUGUGGUGUGGUGUGGUGGGUUGUGGUGGGGUGUGAUGUGAUGUGGUGCACGUGUGCGGUAAUGUGGGUGUGGUAUACAUGUGGUGUGGUGCUGGCAGGCGGACUGCAGGACCUUCGAGCAUACGAUACGCAAUUGGAAUGAAAGGGCAUGACCGCAAGAGAGGAGCAAAACUUGCGUGUGGGCUGUACAUAGGGAACGUGGGUGAGCGCUUGACAUGACGUGAGCGCUUGACACCGGAGACGAAUCUGCAGGCAGAAAGCGCGUGCGUGAAGCCCGCCCUGUGUGGGUUUGGUGUGUUUGGCUGUUGCGACAUUGGACGGUCUUCUGUGUGUGCACCAUGUUGAUGAUUAUUCACCGACACUGCUUUAAUCUGGUGGGCAGUGGAACCUCGCAUGCCAUUUCCCGUUGUCAUGCGUGGGCGCGGUGGCACAUGCAGGCGCUGCGCGUAGAGUACGGGUUUUUGAGCCAGAGCCAAUGCUGUUAGGACAUGUCUUUAAGCAACGGAUACCAUCCGCAACUGUCAAGCGCUUUUGCGCUAUCAUGUGUGGUGUAGUGUUGCAAGGGAUGCGGAUGAUGAACUUGACUGCUUGGGAGGCGGCAUACGGCGGGAAGACCCCGAGGAACGGCACUGUUCAUGCUACCUACGCACAUCAUUAGUUAGUAUUAAUCUGCACCAACUAGUGCCUACCUCCUACCAUGUUGGCGUGCGUGUCCGCCGGCUGCUGAUUAGAUAUUGAAUGGUUGUUCGAAUUAAUGCGACUUUGGACUGUAUUGAACAGGUACCGAGCAUGGCGCGCCGGUACGUACAUACCGCACAUAAGCCCAUGCCCGGAAAUGCAUGCUAAAUGCGCAUCCACAUAAGAGCAGAUCUGCUUGCGGAGCGAUGCCCUUGGUUGUUGUGGCCGCCGGUUUUCAGCUUUGCUGCGGCAUGGAGUGCGUGAUGGAGGGGGCGUGCCGUACACUGCGCUGCCACAGCUUAGCGUCAUGCAUGCAUGGUCGCACGGUUGGGGGGACGCGGGCCCGUCUGGUUCUGGUCUGCUCUGGAGCCAUGCGGGGGACAAUGCACAGCAGAUAAUAACAGGCGUGUCAACAUGGCCUGCAUAGGCAAUAAUGGCUUUUCCCGGAUGUGGUUGGUUGUUGCGUGGAGUGGUCAAGUUUUUCCCGGGCGGGUUUAACAUAUAUACGGUAGGUGUGCACCACGCGCAGUUACGGACUCAUGACGGGCCACUAGAAGAGUUUACAGCAAGUACCGUACCGUAUUCAAUGUCACCGCAGGCCAAUGUCCUGUCAUCUGAUUACCGAUUGUGGCAUUCCGACCGUGCCUUCUGACCGCCGAGGGUUUGAGCAAGUGUUGGAGCAGAUCAGGUUUGGCUUCUCCCCUGGUUUGGCUCCCUAUUGGUCCGCGCGUCUGAUGUACCGUGACACGCUUGCAUGGACACACUUGCACACGCCACGCACAGCUGUGCCUGGAUUGGCGGUGGCUACGCACGUGGUUUUGGGCUGGGCCGAUUGUCUGAGCCGCCUGAGGGAAUCCGGGAGACGAGGGACACAACCACCUCCCUUACUGGGCUCCUUUCUUUUGACGCGAGGCGAGGCAUCACAUACAGUGGCAGUGGUGGUCUCGGGGUGGCCUGCAUGUAUAUGGCGUGCAGCCGUGCAUGUGAAUGUCGCCCACGGUUUUGUCCCGACCUGGUAAUGAUAUUGUUACAGG
Molecule: messenger RNA, 4881 nt
Organism: Chlamydomonas reinhardtii
Lineage: Eukaryota; Viridiplantae; Chlorophyta; Chlorophyceae; Chlamydomonadales; Chlamydomonadaceae
Exons: 9
Coding region: 411-3140 (909 amino acids)
Source: RefSeq, a predicted model, not a curated record